CAGUUCCAGCUUGUUGUGCCUGCUGUGAUGGGCAACACAUGCAGCGAGAUCAGCUGUGGGCGUGACGUGGCAUGGAAGGAGACUGAGAACAAGGGGAAGCCCCUGCUGCUCCAUGAGGAGUCAUCUCUUAAUAUUCCAGCUAUUGCUGCUGCUUAUGUUAUUAAGAGAUAUGUUGCCCAGGCACCGGAUGAACUCUCCUUUGAGGUGGGAGACAUCGUGUGCAUUAUUGCUAUGCCACCAAAGGAGCUGACCCCUUGGUGGAGAGGCAAGCAUGGCUUUCAGGUAGGCACAAGCAUCAGACUUGAGAGCGCAACUUCAGUAAAGGCAGGAAUCUCAGCUCAGAGCUGCUCUGCCUGCACAGAAUGGCUUAUGCACGUAAACGGUUUCCCUGUAUUGGUGUCAGAGGACUUUUCCUUUUCCUGUGGGCUUGGGCCAGUGCUGAAAGAGGAGGAAACUGCCUCCUCAAUUAACUUAGAAGCAAGAGCCUUCACAACAUGCAUCAGGUGGAACAUGAAGUUAGUGUCUGUUACGAAGUUACUGCCUGUCAGCCAAGGCCUGAGAAAUGCUGCAUUCAGUAUUGCACCUCUCUUUUUGUUCUCAUUACAGGUUGGAUUUUUCCCUAGCGAGUGUGUGGAGCUCAUUGAUGGAAAAAUUCCAGAGUCUCUCAUCAAUUCAGUGCCAAAGCCAGUGCCAAAGAAACGCGGCAAGCUGAUCACCUUCCUUCGUUCCUUUGUGAAGGCCCGCCCAAAGAAGCCAAAAGAGCGGGAGGUGGAGAAGGAAAGGGUGUUUGGCUGUGACCUGGGAGAGCAUCUUCUCCACUCUGGUCGUGAUGUCCCCCAGGUCCUCCAGAGCUGCGCCGAAUUCAUUGAGCAGCACGGCGUGGUGCAGGGGAUAUACCGGCUGUCCGGCGUUGCGUCCAACAUCCAGAGACUCCGCCAUGAAUUUGAGUCUGAGCACAUUCCUGAGCUAACCGUCCGCGACAUUCACAGCGCGAGCUCCCUCUGCAAGAUGUACUUCAGGGAGCUCCCAAACCCUCUGCUCACUGACCAGCUGUAUGACAAGUUCUCGGAUGCUAUUGAUGCCACUACAGAUGAGGAGCGGCUGGUCAGAAUGCAGGACGUCAUCCAGCAGCUGCCCGCUCCUCACUACAGGACACUGGAGUACUUGAUGAGACACUUGGCUUGUCUGGCUGGGAACUGCUCUAUCACAAACAUGCAUGCUAAGAACUUUUCUAUUGUGUGGGCUCCAAACCUCUUAAGAUCACAGCAGAAAGAGUCUGCCUGCGCCAGCGGAAGAGCCGCCUGCAUGGAGCUGCAGAUGCAGUCGGCUGUGGUGGAAUUCAUCAUCAACCACGCAGAUGUCCUCUUCUGUUCCAAAUCCAGAUCUGACAUUGUAGAUGGAGCAGGUGAAGCUUGA
Molecule: messenger RNA, 1416 nt
Organism: Phasianus colchicus (ring-necked pheasant)
Lineage: Eukaryota; Metazoa; Chordata; Aves; Galliformes; Phasianidae
Source: RefSeq, a predicted model, not a curated record